Molecule: messenger RNA, 5967 nt
Organism: Vitis riparia (riverbank grape)
Lineage: Eukaryota; Viridiplantae; Streptophyta; Magnoliopsida; Vitales; Vitaceae
Product: putative disease resistance protein At3g14460
Exons: 9
Coding region: 398-3037 (879 amino acids)
Molecular function (GO): protein binding
Source: RefSeq, a predicted model, not a curated record
GAUGAACAUUGCUGGUCAGUAUUUGCAUAUCGUGCUUUUGAAAAUAUAACUCCAGAUGCAAUAAAAAAUUUGGAACCUAUUGGUCGGAAAAUAAUACAGAAAUGCAAAGGUUUGCCCUUGGCAGCAAAAACGCUAGGAGGUUUAUUGCGGUCUGAAGAAGAUGAAAAGGUUUGGAAGGAAAUGAUGAAUAACGAAAUAUGGGAUUUAAAACCGGAAGAGAGUGACAUUCUUCCAGCUCUACACUUGAGCUAUCAUUAUCUCCCCACAAAAGUAAAGCAGUGCUUUGCAUAUUGCUCCAUCUUUCCCAAGGAUUAUGAAUAUCAAAAGGAGGAGUUAAUUUUGUUAUGGGUGGCACAAGGUUUUGUGGGUGACUUCAAAGGAGAGGAGAUGAUAGAAGAUGGUGAAAAAUGUUUUCGGAACCUAUUGUCAAGGUCAUUCUUUCAACAAUGCGGGUCAUAAUAAGUCAUCGUUUGUGAUGCAUGAUUUGAUUCAUGAUUUAGCCCAAUUUGUAUCUGGAGAAUUUUGUUUCAGAUUGGAAGUGGGAAAGCAAAAAAACUUUUCAAAGAGGGCUCGACAUUUGUCAUACAUCCGUGAACAAUUCGAUGUCUCCAAGAAAUUUGAUCCCCUUCAUGAGGUUGAUAAGUUACGGACCUUCCUACCAUUAUAUAUGCCUGGAGCUUAUGUUUCAACUUGCUACUUAGCUGAUAAAGUUCUACGUGAUCUAUUGCCAAAAUUCAGAUGUUUGCGGGUUUUAUCCUUGUCUGGCUAUAAUAUCACUCAUUUGCCUGCUGAUUUAUUUCAAAAUUUGAAGCAUUUGCGGUAUUUGAACAUUUCUAGCACCAAGAUACAGAAGUUACCUAAAUCCAUAGGUAUGCUUUGCAAUUUGCAAUCACUGAUGUUGUCAGAUUGUCAUGGGAUUACCGAGCUGCCUCCUGAAAUCGAAAACCUCAUCCACCUACAUCAUUUGGAUAUUUCUGAAACAAAAUUAGAAGGGAUGCCAACAGGAAUCAAUAAACUAAAAGAUCUUCGAAGAUUGACUACUUUUGUUGUUGGCAAGCAUAGUGGUGCAAGAAUUGCAGAGUUACAAGAUCUGUCCCACCUGCGGGGAGCGCUCUCCAUUUUUAACUUGCAAAAUGUGGUGAAUGCAACGGAUGCUUUAAAAGCUAAUUUGAAGAAAAAGGAAGACCUUGAUGACUUGGUGUUUGCGUGGGAUACAAAUGUGAUUGAUAGUGAUUCGGAGAAUCAAACCAGAGUUCUCGAAAAUCUUCAGCCUCAUACCAAGGUGAAAAGGCUCAACAUUCAACACUACUAUGGCACAAAAUUUCCAAAAUGGCUAGGAGAUCCUUCAUUCAUGAAUUUAGUUUUCUUACAACUUGAAGAUUGUAAAAGUUGCUCGUCCUUGCCACCACUUGGGCAGUUACAAUCUCUCAAGGAUCUCCAGAUUGCGAAGAUGGAUGAAGUACAAAACGUUGGUGCAGAUUUCUAUGGGAAUAAUGAUUGUGACUCAUCUUCAAUGAAGCCGUUUGGAUCCCUAGAGAUUCUGAGGUUUGAAGAGAUGUUAGAGUGGGAGGAAUGGGUUUGUUGUGGAGUUGAAUUCCCUUGUUUGAAGGAGCUUUAUAUCAAGAAAUGUCCAAAGCUGAAAAAGGAUUUACCCAAACACCUUCCUAAAUUAACAAAACUUAAGAUUAGUGAAUGCGGGCAGCUGGUGUGUUGUCUUCCAAUGGCUCCCUCCAUUCGUGAAUUGAUGUUGGAGGAAUGUGAUGAUGUGGUGGUUAGGAGUGCGAGCAGUCUCACCUCGUUGGCUUCUUUGGAUAUAAGGGAAGUUUGUAAAAUACCAGAUGAAUUGGGCCAACUGCAUUCUCUUGUACAGUUAUCUGUGUGUUGUUGUCCCGAGCUAAAGGAAAUUCCACCCAUUCUUCACAACCUUACCUCUCUUAAAAACUUGAACAUCCAGCAAUGUGAGAGUCUUGCAUCUUUUCCGGAGAUGGCGCUGCCACCCAUGCUUGAAAGGCUUGAAAUCAUAGACUGUCCCACUCUGGAGUCCCUACCAGAGGGAAUGAUGCAAAAUAAUACGACUCUCCAACACUUGUCCAUCGAGUAUUGUGAUUCUCUAAGGUCCUUGCCCAGGGACAUUGAUUCAUUGAAGACACUUUCAAUCUACGGGUGUAAGAAAUUGGAGUUAGCACUCCAGGAGGAUAUGACGCACAACCACUACGCUUCCCUUACCAAAUUUGUGAUAAGUAAUUGUGAUUCUCUCACGUCCUUUCCAUUAGCUUCCUUCACAAAGCUUGAGACGCUUCAUUUAUGGCAUUGUACAAAUCUGGAGUCCCUUUACAUUCCAGAUGGACUUCACCACAUGGAUCUCACAUCUCUCCAGAUAUUGAAUUUUUAUAAUUGCCCUAAUCUGGUAUCUUUUCCGCAAGGGGGAUUGCCUACUCCUAAUCUGACAUCUCUUUGGAUAAGUUGGUGCAAGAAGCUCAAGUCACUGCCCCAAGGGAUGCACUCCCUCCUUACAUCCCUUGAAAGAUUGAGAAUAGAAGGUUGUCCAGAAAUUGAUUCAUUUCCAAUAGGGGGUUUGCCCACUAAUCUAUCUGAUCUUGACAUCAGGAAUUGUAACAAACUCAUGGCCUGUCGGAUGGAGUGGCACUUGCAAACGCUUCCCUUUCUUAGCUGGUUAGGGAUUGGAGGACCUGAAGAAGAAAGAUUGGAGUCAUUUCCCGAGGAACGGUUUCUGCCCUCCACUCUCACCUCUCUUAUAAUUGACAAUUUUCCAAAUCUGAAAUCCCUGGACAAUAAGGGCCUUGAGCACCUGACCUCUCUUGAAACUCUGUCGAUUUACCACUGUGAAAAGCUCGAGUCCUUGCCAAAACAGGGGUUGCCCUCCUCCCUUUCUCAUCUUUAUAUUCUUAAGUGUCCUCUGUUGGAGAAGCGAUGCCAAAGGGAUAAAGGGAAAAAAUGGCCCAACAUUUCUCACAUUCCCUGCAUCGUGAUAUUUAAUGAAAAGGGUUUCUCAUAUGAAGAGGUGAUCUUGUCAUGAGGCACUUGCAUCCAAACUCUUGCCUUUCUAUGCAAUUAUUAAUUCAGUUUUUUAAUACGAUUUUCUAGACAAAAUGUUAGAGGGCAACAAUCAUUUUCUUAGCAAUUUGAUGUUAUAUGGACUGUAAAACUAUCCAUGUCAUGAAGAAUUUUUUAUGCUUGAGUGCGUACUAUCUUGUUAUUGAUUGAGGGAGCAAUUGGUGGGAGCAAAUGGAAAGAUCUACCUGGUAAAGCGUUUGUAGACAAAUCAUCCCUUCACAAAUAUUACAAUUCAGAUCCUUUGGAGUAGUUAGAAGUGAUGAAGCCUUCAAACACAGUGUAUUCAUAGCUACAGAGUGCCCUGUUUUCACAUAGCUUUCAACUCAUUGGAGCAACUACUAAAGGAUUGUACUUGUGGGUUCUUCAGCUCAAGUCUUUGCCAAAACAGGGAUUGCCCUCCUCCCUUUCUCGUCUUUAUAUUCCAGGAUGUCCUCUGCUGAAGAAGCUAUGCCAAAGGUAUAAAAGGAAAAAAUCGCCCAACAUUUCUCACAUCCCCUGCAUCGUGAUACUUGAUGAAAUUGAUUCCUCAAUUGAAGAGGUCAUCUGGACAUAAGGCCCUUGCAUCCAAGCUUUUGCCUUUCUCUGCAAUUAUUGAUUCAGUUAUUUUGGUGCUUGAAUGGAGACUGGUGGUUGGAAGUUGAUGUCAAAUCACCAAGACAUGAAAAUAUAUGGAUGCUAUACUCAUUGUAUAGACUUUUCACUUCUCCUCUGUCUUGCAUGGCACUUGGGUAUGCUCUUUUGCAUAGGGAGAGCUUAUGCAUGGUAGAAAAGCUCUCUUCUUGUUAGUGGGUCCAUUAACUGACUUAUAACUAUGAGAAAUAAAAAUAUAAGAUAAAUAACGCAUCAUAUCUCAUAUUGUUCUGAAAUUACCUGCAGGUGGAAGUUAGGCAGAUUUUUGUUGCCUUCCUAAGUUUUGUUGUUGCUAUAAAACCAUGUGUAAGUAGCUUCUACUUUUGGUAACUUAACAUGAGACUAGCUUUAAUGGAUGGAUUGAAAAUUAUUCUGGGUUUCAACUUUAUUACUGCACUCAUAAAAAUCUAGAUAGUUUGUGAAUUGCAAGUUGAUGUUUGUCUUAAUAGCUUAAUUUUCAGAUAUUAAAAAAAAAUCCACUGUAUUUCCCAAAAAUAUCUUGACAGAGCUAGAAGUAGGAGAAGCUAGAGAGAUAGGGGAAGAACCAAAGUCCAGAAUUAUGGGCAUGAAGGAGGAGAUGAAGCCCUUGUUGGUUUCAUAUAAAAUAACAAUGGUAGUACUAGAAAUACAAAGUUUUAUUGGAAUUAUAAAAGAACUUAGGGAAAAAGAUACAUCUUUUAGAUUUGGAAAAGCAAUUCCCUACUCUCCAACUUUCAAACUUUUACUGGUUCACUUCAAAAUCAAGCAUACGAUUUUGUUCACAGCCAAGUUAAAUGCAUUUCAAUAUUGUAGGCUUCUGGCUUAAAUACAAAUCUCUUGGCUGUCAAAUAAGCUUUGCUGCUUUAAUUGAUCUAUGUCUCUGGAGUUUCAUGCCGACUUUGUGCGGCAGGGGACCAAAACAUUCUUCCUGCCCUUUGAAGAAGCCCAAACAGAGUUACCCUGAUCAGGAUGUGAAUGAGUGAAGACUUUGGUCCUGAAAAGUGUUGCAAAUGUGGUGAAGAAUCACUAGCACUCUAAUUUGGGACUAUAAAACCGUUCAUGUCAUGAAGAAUUUUCUAAGCCUGAGUGCAUACUAUCUUGUUAUUGAUAUAGGAGGUUCUCCACCAAAAGACUCCAAAUGGAAAGAUCUAGCUGGUAAAGCCUUUGUAGAGAACUUGGUGGCGAUCAGAAAAGCUUCCAGUACUACUAUAGUUGUUCUGUUUUGUUGGGGUUUUGUCAGACCAUUGUAAGAGAACAAAAACUUUCUCCAAGCCCUUUCAGAAGCUUAUACCAAACCUGAAAAGUCCCAAUGGCACAGUAAGAUCUUUGAAUCCUUGAUACGUACAUGGAUGCGUAAGUGGAGAUCUGGAGGUCUCAAAGGUGAUGCAAACACGGUGCAGAAUCACUGGUGGAGAUGUGGUGGGAUGAGAACUUGCAAUGCUCCCCCUGAAUGUGAAGAGUAAGGAAUGGCAGCAACGCCCUCUCAUUGGUUUCCAAGUUCAUGUAUCAAAUCAAGUGGAUGAUCUCACCACCACCCCGGAAGACUUCAUGUUUCACCCAGAACUGUUGGCAUGUCCAGUUCUUCGGUCUCUAAACUUUAUGAUUCUUCAAUUUCAAGGAAUCUGAAAGUCUUUCGGCUCUUCGAGAUGAGGCUACUACCCAUGCUUGAAACCCUUGAGAUCCAAGGCUGUCCCAUUCUGGAGUCCCUGCCAGAGGGAAUGAUGCAACAUAAUACUACUCUCCGAAGCUUGUCUAUCAUGCAUUGUGAUUCUCUAAGGUCCCUCCCCGGUAUCAAUUCAUUGAAAACACUUUUAAUUGAAUGGUGUAAGAAAUUGGAGUUAUCUUUGGCUGAGGAUAUGACACACAACCACUGUGCUUCCCUUACAACUUUAUAUAUAGGAAAUAGUUGUGAUUCUCUCACGUCCUUUCCAUUAGCCUUCUUCACAAAGCUUGAGACACUUGAUAUUUGGGGUUGUACAAACCUGGAGUCCCUUAACAUUCCAGAUGGAUUCCACCAUGUGGAUCUCACAUCUCUCCAGAGCUUGUAUAUCUAUUAUCGUGCUAAUCUGGUAUCUUUUCCACAAGGAGGAUUACCCACUCCCAACCCCAAAUCACUUCUAAUCAGCUCGUCCAAGAAGUUCAGGUCACUGCCCCAAGGGAUGCACACCCUCCUUACAUCCCUUCAACAUUUGCUUAUAUCUAAUUGUCCAGAAAUUGAUUCGUUUCCCCAAGGGGGUUUACCCUCUAAUCUAUCUUCCCUUCACAUCUGGAAUUGCAACAAAA